AUGAGUGAUCCAAAUGUGGCAGUGAGAACUCUGCUGGGAAUUCGAAGUUUUAUUGUUCUCACUAGGGGUGCUACGAAGUUAAGAGCAUGUCUCAGUGUGAACAGGAUACGUGUCUCUUGGAGUCGACGAAUGUGUUCAAAAUUUGUCUCUAUUUCGAAUGUGAUUAAAUUGCUUAUGAGAAGCAAGCAGUGCAAUCCAGAAGUGUUGCGACUUGGAAAUGAUGUACAAAAGCUCAGACGUGAACUAGCGCUCAUAUCGCCUACAUCUGAAUUUUCUUCUUAUUUCAAGACCGAACGCAUUCUUAAAAGAACCAUAGAAGAAUAUGAAUCGGCAGUGGCAAAGGAAAAGAUGAUGCAACCGUCUCAUGUGAAGAUCGAGGUGGGACUCAAAGUAGUGGCACAGGCUAUCGGACUUUUGCUGCUUCACAUGGUAUCUGGCAUUCAUGCGUUCUGUAUAUCUCCUUCAAUUUUCUGGCCGUUUAACUUUCUGCUUCGUUUCCCAUCAGUUUGGAAUGUUGAAGGGUGCACUGCUUCAACGUCUGACCAUACCCCUGUAUCCAUGUUUGUCGUUGCUUACUGCGACCUAAUCAUAUUCUUCUUAUGCGUGUACCUUUUUACAUUGUUCCUCUCGAUUAGCGCUUCAACUUAUAAUUACUAUAGUCAACAAAAGAAGUUGGUGUUUUCGUCUAUCAAUAUGCAUGUUUCGCACAGAACUGUUGGUAUCGUUUUUCUGAUCUGCUCUCGUGCUCAGUUCUGGUUCCAGCUUCCUAUAUUCGGUUUGAUGCAACAAAAGAAACGCCUUCCCGAAUCCGGCAUAUACACUGAAGACGGCUACUUAUUUCAUCACAGCAGCGCGCAAUCACUAAACCGUGAAGAAAUUGAACGGCUUCGUGAACACGACAUUCUUUAUGAACAUAGAUCUCGCUUCACACCUGCGGAGGACGAACAAAUACGAAAGAACUGGAAAAGGUUUGCAUCGAAGCACAAUCUGAGCUAUGAAUUGGCACCACAUUAUGCUGGUGUUCCGGGACACAAGAUUUUCACCGACAACGAAGAACGAAUGAUCUUCAACAGAAAUACGGCAUUGUGGCCCAACUUAUGUCGCAAUUUGCCUCAUCGCAGUGCCUGUCAGGUCCGACGACGGAUUGGAGUGAUUUUUGACACGGCCAUUCUCGAUGGCCAGGCUGAUAUCCCGUACUCGAAGAAUGUUGCUUGGACGAGGAAGGAAACCAGAAAACUCCUACGUUAUUAUAGAUCAUUCGGCAUGUCAGCCUAUGCAAUGGUGCAGAUUGGAAAGCUACUGAAAAGACCAGCGCAUUCUUGUCAGAAUCACUUGAGAAGUGUGCUAACGCGAGUGGGGCCUGUACCUGAUCAUUUACGAAAGAAAUUAUGGAUCCUGGUUAUGAAGUACUGCAAAGAAAAGGACAAGUCAUUCGAACGAACUGUGCGAAAAGCCAUCUAUCAGAACAACUAUGAGGUUAUUAAAGAGCAUCAAGCUGACACGCCAUGGACUAUUAUCGCCCAGAGAAUGGUCUUCUCUGUUGAGGUGGUGAAGGAUUCCUGGUUAUGCUUGUUGAAAGAUCUUCAAGAACAGUUUAACCAGCAACAGGAACGUGAACCAAGCACCGCUCGUAAGGAAGCCUGGUGUGGUGCUUUAAAAGCUGUACUUGACGCAGUAUCACCAAUUUCUUGCGAAGAUUAUUCUGUAUUCUUAAACAUUUUGAGCGAAGAAACACCUGAAGAUAUAACAUACGAUGUUCUAAAUCGCAAACUGUACGACUGUGGUGCGAUAAGCGCAAAGCUAGAAGAGAUAGGAAUUGUCGGGUUUUACUGCGGAGGCGUCACUGAACUCAACUACCUUUUCCGCAAAACACGUAAGAUACUGUGGCGGCUGCAUCGUCUUGCCUUUCGCCGUUUAAAAUUGCCUUAUACACUCAAAGAGCGCAUCCAUAUAUUGUCAUUGGCAUACGACUACCAAUGCGAAAUUCUACCUGAUGACGUGGGCGAUGAAGCCAAGUCAAGUUCAAGUCACGCUGAAGAGAAAAGGAUGGCGACUCCUCAGCGCCGUCGCUUUAAGGAUUUGAACUUGAAGCAUCGAGGAUUUCCUGUACUCCAUCGUGAACCAUUUGUAGAAGCACUGGUAGUCUACUCGUUGAAUCAUUUUGAUGACUGGAUACCGCCGACUGCUUUUAAAAAAUAUGUAGUGUCCGAAGAAGUCCUGGCUAUGUUUCCGGAAAAACGCGACAACUCAGAGCUGAUAAAACAAAGUGAUGUUGAAGCAGCAGUGUCGUAUCUCGAUUUGGAUCCUUGUUCCAACGAGAGCUCACCUGAAUGUGAGCAAAUCAUGCCGUGCGAUGAAAACGGAUCGAUGAAAACCAGGUCACCUAAGCGAAUUGUUGAGUUCGAGGGAAGGAAACUGCGGAAUGUCGAGUUAACAAUGACAAAUUUUUUGGAUCAAGACAAAAGUGAACAAACAGCGAAGACAAGAUAUUCGUGA
Molecule: messenger RNA, 2496 nt
Organism: Necator americanus (New World hookworm)
Lineage: Eukaryota; Metazoa; Nematoda; Chromadorea; Rhabditida; Ancylostomatidae
Exons: 27
Coding region: 1-2496 (831 amino acids)
Biological process (GO): tail-anchored membrane protein insertion into ER membrane
Cellular component (GO): GET complex
Molecular function (GO): protein-membrane adaptor activity
Source: RefSeq, a predicted model, not a curated record